AUGGUCGCCGACAUGCAGGGCCUUCUCCAGGCCGUCGCCGGAAACACUACGACGACUCGUCUCGCCAAGCGCAUCGAUUGGUAUUCCCUGAGCGAAAGGCACCCAAUUACCUGGGCCUUGUGCUACGCGUUCUUCCAGUGUAUCUCUGGCACGGCCUGUUCGGUGAACAUUGGCGCUGGCAAGGUGCCCCGCAGCCGCUGCGAGGAGCGUGGCAGUCAGACUUGCUGCAUGAGCUGGUCUUCAUACGAUCUCCGGUUCGGUUUCCUCCACACCACUUUUGUGAACUGUAAUCCCAAGGUGGCCGAAGCCCCUCCCAAUGGCAAACGAGCGGUUAGACGAUAUUCCUGCCAGGGGCAUGGUGAUAGAUAUGAGCGGGGCGAUGUCUGCUUUAGUAGCCGUGCUAAUGGUUGUACUUGA
Messenger RNA from Aspergillus calidoustus, 417 nucleotides. The record is from the annotation of a GenBank genome assembly. Lineage: Eukaryota; Fungi; Ascomycota; Eurotiomycetes; Eurotiales; Aspergillaceae.